Molecule: messenger RNA, 1431 nt
Organism: Cucurbita pepo subsp. pepo (vegetable marrow)
Lineage: Eukaryota; Viridiplantae; Streptophyta; Magnoliopsida; Cucurbitales; Cucurbitaceae
Product: UPF0496 protein At4g34320
Source: RefSeq, a predicted model, not a curated record
UAAGCACAAGAAGCUUCUGCCUCCCCUUAUCUCUCGCUUUUGAAAAUCUCUUUUCUUGCCUCUCAAUUCUCCGUCUUUAAACUUUUGAAAGUGUUAUGCUCUAAGGAACACUUUCCGUGUGGAUUGAACAAGUUUCUGUGUUUCCGCGUCCUUAUUUAACCAAAACCCUCCUCUAUUUCUUCAUCGAUUUCUCUCUCAAUCGCUUUCCAUUCUCCAAUCCCUUUCUGGGUCUUCUUCCUUUCUCACUUUUCUCAAAACCCUUUUGAAAUCUUCCAACAUUUCUCUCAAUUCCCCUCCAAACCCUCUUUCCAUUGAGCACCUAUGGGAGCCCAUAUGUCCAAAAGGGCUUACAAAACAGAGCUGAGUUCUUAUGAGGCGGCUUGCAAGGCCGAUACCGAUCUACAAUCGUUCGAUUCCAUGCUCCAAUCUCGAACCCAUCAAGCCAUCAACACAAUCGCCGUUGGCGUUGAGGUUAGAGCGCUUUCCUUUGAUUCUCUUAAAGAAAUUACAGAGUGUUUGUUGGAAAUGAAUCAAGAAGUUGUGAAGGUAAUUUUGGGUUGCAAGAAAGAUAUAUGGAAGAAUCAUGAGUUGUUUGAAUUGGUUGAGGAGUAUUUUGAGAAUAGUUUGCAGUCUUUGGAUUUCUGUACUGAGCUAGAGAAGUGUUUGAAAAGAGCUCGUGAUAGCCAUCUUCUUGUUUCAAUGGCGAUUCAACAGUUUGAAGGUGGAAAUGGAUAUGUCAAAACUCUACAAGAGUUGAAGAAUUUCAAGGCUAUUGGUGACCCUUUUACCGAUGAGUUCUUCCAAAUAUUCAACUCUGUUUUUAGGCAACAAAUUGGAUUGCUUGAGAAACUGCAAAUCAGGAAGAACAAGCUUGACAAGAAGCUCAAGUCAUUGAGUACUUGGAGGAAGGUGUCUAACAUAAUCUUUGUAGCCACUUUUGCCACUGUUUUGAUAUGCUCAAUUGUGGCAGCUGCGGUGGCUGCUCCGCCGGUUGCAGCAGCGAUGGCAGCAGCUUCGUCGAUUCCGGUGGGGUCGAUGGGGAAAUGGAUCGACUCGCUAUGGAAGAACUACGAGGCGGCAGUGAGGGGGCAAAAGGAAGUGAUGAGCUCAAUGCAAGUGGGAACAUAUGUAGCCAUUAAAGACAUGGAGAACAUAAGAGUGCUUAUUGAGAAGCUGAGAGUGGAGAUGGAAUCAGGUUUAGUGAUGGAAGAGGAGGAAGGUGGCGUGAAGCUUGGGGUGGAAGAGAUGAAGAAGACAUUGGGGAAGUUCAUGAAGAACGUGGAGGACUUGGGGGUACAGGCUGAUACAUGCAGCAGAGAUAUCAGAAGGGCUAGGACAGUGGUUUUACAAAGGAUCAUAACACAUCCUAUGUAACUAUUUCAUGUUUUGGUAAAUAUUGGUCUGAAUUCAAUACAUUAUUUCAUUUUAAAA